AUGGCGAGCUUGGCCGCGGCAACGUGUCCUCCGCUUUUCAAUCCCCAGCUGCGAUUCCCUGGAUCGGUCACGGUGCCCAACUCGGGCUAUUCUCUGCCCGCCGGUUAUUCCGUGUGCGGCCUGUUGGAUAUGCCGUCGCCGUCGCCGUCGCCGUCGCCUUCGCGAUCACCCUCGCCCUCGCCGUCGGCCGUCCCGAUCCCCCAGGCGCCCUUCGUGAAGCCCGUCUUCGACGACGUCGUUCCGCAGGUCAAGCUUUUGCCCGUUGACCAAGAAGGCGUGGUGGGCAAGCCCGACGACGGCGCUCUGUUCUCGUUCGUUUCUGUCGAAGAGGUGUCGAUCAACGGUGUCGUCGAGCGCAGCUUCUCGCUCGCGCAAGACAGCUUCGUUCCGGUGGGCGGCGGCGAUGCCAUCACAGCCGUGGGAUACAAGAGCGAGCUUUCCAACAACGUGACCGUGCGCUACAGCUUCUUCUCCUACAACCGCUCCCUCGACGUCGCCGUUGGCGACAACUUUACGUUGCCGAUGACGCCCUCAUUCCUCAAGUUCUCUCUGGUCAUCACCACUUGGCCCUGGCUCGCCCCGAACAACAGCCUGAAGGUGACGCUCAAGGUGACGCCGGCGUUCACCAGCGAGCGCACGGUGGUCAACUACCCCAAGGACGACAUGACCUCUAUUCUCCUCUCGUCGUCUGGAAGCGCAUCGUCGGUGCUGGUGCGGGUGAUCAACUUCGGCUUGGCCGGUGCCGAUGGCCGCAAGAGGGUCGGAGUGGAAACCAGCGCCAACGUCACGUCGUCGAGCCUCGUCUUUGCCGUAGACCACUUCGCUGACGACCUGGCCUACGACCCCGACCUGUCGGUGUUGGUGGGACGACGGGGAGAGGAUGGUGGAGGCGGCGGCGGAACCGACCUGGCGCUGAUCGUGGCCGUCUCGGUGGCGGUGCCCUUGGCCGUCUUGUUCGUGCUGGUGGUCAUCGUGGCCUCGCUCCUCAUCAUCCGCCACCGACAGCAAAGACGCCAAGGCUUGGUGGGCAACAACAUCAACUACGACGACAGCGGCAAUGGGUCCGACGAGUUGUGCCACGUCGGCACUCUUGGGGAACAAGACAACGGCGACAGUGUAAACUUAUACCACCGAAAUGGAAUCGACAUCAGAUGGGCGGGGUGGGCCAACGUCAACGGCGCCUGGCUCGCCCAUGCCGCCCCGACAUCAAAAUCACACAAAUCACCUGCCAAAUUUUCAAUCCACAUCUUUAUCGUCGGGUUCGACACCGGCAGCGGCAAAAGCGCAUUUUCGUCGAUUGCGAACGAGGAGCGAGACACACCGACGGGCCACGACUGGGAGCUACUGGCAGCUUGCCAGCGGGGUGUCGAGCAGACCGCCAUCAAGCAGGCCUUCUACAACACGGUGGCCAACCUGUUCCUCAUCCUCACCUUGUGGGCCUUCUUCGUGCUCUACUUCGUCUUCGAACAGUUCGUCAGGCCCCUCCUCUGGGUCGGCGUCUUCCUCCAUCCGCUCAAGCAGGAGGCUAUUCGACGCACGAGGGCUUGGCUGAGCCAGUUGAUGCGAACGGACACUCCGUUGCUGCUCGGCCUGCUCACCCUCCCCUUUAAGCUGCUCACCAUCACCGAAGAGCUCGUCAAGCAGCGGUGGGGUCGCUUUUUCCUCUUCGCCGCGGUGCUGUUCUGCCUGUUCGCCCUCGACACGGUGCAGCAGGUGGUCAUCUCCACCUUCCUCUUCCUGCGCGGCGCGCUCUAUCUCUUCGUGUGGCUCGUCGAGAUCACCGUGCGCUACUUCUUCCUCAACUACGCCUUCAUCCGCUCGUGCCUCUACCCGCUCGUCGCGGCCUACGCCCUGGUCGCCUUCCUCUGCUGGCGCUACCACUUCCCCCGACUGCUGCGCGCCGUCAACAUCGUCGUGUGGUGCCUGGGCCUGGCCGGCCUGCUGCCCUUUCUGGUCGAGUACCUGGGCAUGUGGCCCUUCCUGGUCGGCGCCGCCGCCACCUUCGUCGUGGCCGGCAUGGGCUUCGUCGACCGCGGCGGCCUCAGCUGGGAGCGAGUCGUGCGCGAGUACGAGCUCAAGACCACCAAGGCCGACGAUGACGAGCCCUCGGACGAGCCCAUCAGCGCUGACGAGCCGCCAGGAAUCGCCGGCAGUGGAGUCGAGAAUGCGAAUGCGCGGAGCGCGAGCAGUCGUGAUGACGAGGGUGUGACGGCGACCGGGGCGACGACAACGGGGGCGGCGAUGGAUGCGGAGGACGACGAUCGGGUCAGAGACGAAGUCACCUCGGCCGAGAUCUGCAUGCUCCUCCUCGUCAGUUGCCUUGCCGUCACCUUCUGGGAGUGGGUGCCAUGGCUGUUGUUCUGGGGUUGGAUCUUCUCGGUGCUCAAGUGGCUCGUGCUGCUCCUCUUCUUCGUUUACCAGUUCCUCCGGCGCGGCAGCCAACAGCACGCGCCGGCGGUCAAGACGACGAUCAAGGCGCCGCCGCCGGCACCGAUCGGUGACGACGAUAUGGCAAAGAAGGGCGACAAGAAGUUGAAGAAGAAGGUGACGCUCAAGUCGCUCGACGAAGAAGACGAAGAAGAAGAGGACCCGUUGAACAGUACGACGGUGAUCCACCCGACGGAGGACGAUACGGACGAAGACGAGGACCAGAUGACCGACGAGGCACGCGGCGCGGUCGGCGACAACGACGACGGCGUUGUCAAGGGCAACACCUCGAUGUUCGAUAUCGACGACGAGCGCGACGACGAUGAUGAAGCGGGCGACGAGAAGAAAACGGCAACGGAAAAAGUGAGGAAAGAGGAAAAGGAGAAGGAGGAGGAGGAAGAGGAGGAAAGAGACGCCCUGACCGAAGAGUGGACGCCGCACAAAGCGACGACGGUCAGGAUCAAGCGAUCGCACAGCGCUCCGCUGAGGAAGAAGACCGUCUUCUUCGGAGAUCUGGUGGCGUCGCUGCCGCAACCACCCGCCACGCCGUCGGCACCGAUGCCCGUCGUCUCGGAGGCCUCUGGCGGCGGCGGCACGCUCGAGUACUCGGUUUCGUUCGACCACCAGCCGCUGGAGCCCUACCACCCGAAGGCGCUCGACCUCACCCGCCGCUUCCCCACCCGACGGCAGGCGACCACCCGAGCAGCCAGCGAAAGAAAAGUCAACGACAUCACCGUGAAAUCUAGCGUCAAGAAGAAGGACAAUGUGGCGAAGGAGAAUGAGGCGAAGGAGACGAAGAUGGAGAAAGUGGUGAUGGAAGAGGAGCCGGAGGAGGAGAAUGGCGGGCUGGCGAGCGAGGUGAGCGAGGAGGAGACGACGGAGCUGUUGAACACGUUCGUGCCCUACCCGAUCCGCCGCACGGUCUACUUCUUCAUGCGCGGCGACAAGCGGGUGGUGGCCUGGCUGCACCAGCAGAUGAACGGCAUCAUGACCCUCAUCAUCCUCUUCCUGCUCGUCUCGCUCAUCCUCUCCCUGCCGGUCUUCUUCGUCGUCAAGUUCUCCGAGGAGACGGCCCUCUUCCGCGACUACGCCACGGAGAUGUGGCACUCCACUGGCAAGCACAAGGUGACGCAGCAGCUCAAAGACUUGCAGUCGGACGAGGUGGCCGAUGCCGUGCUGCAGUACAUCCAACAGUGGCCGGAGGAAGCCCGCAUGUGGGCCGAACGCAAACUGAAAGACAGUACAGGCUACGACAUCCCGCUGUCCGUGCUUCAGGACACGUUCAACCAGUUCUGGGCCAACUACGGGGUGUCGAAGGACGCCUCGUACCACCAGCACCACCAACUCAAGCACGCCAACGCCAACGCCACGCACGUCGCCGCCGCCACUAAUACGACCGCGCCCAACGAGCCCAACACCGGCAGCGCCGACAGCAGCAACGCCACAGCCGCCGCAGUUGUCGAAGAGGCCGGCGGCGGCGACAAGCAAUCGUUUGCCCUGGGCAACGCCACCGCACACGAGCACUUCCUACUCAAGCUGACGAAUCACUGGUGGCCCGGGUUCAGCCAGCGGCACGCGGCGGCCACUGACGGCAGCGGCGGCAAUAACGACCAUGGCUCGGGCGCUGGGGGGAGGGGCUCAGCAGAGUCGGCGGACCGGCCGACGCGGCUCGACAUCCAGGCGCUGUUCAGCCACGAGGGGUUCGUCAAUUUCUACCACGCCAACGCCAACAUCAUCUCCAGCGUGUGGAACUACCUCAAGUUCAACUUCACCCUUCUACUCGGGUGGCUUCUCAACACUCUCUGGUCGACGAGUCAGCGGGUCUUCAACUUUUUGUUUUCGGUCAUUCUCUUCUUCACUACUCUGUUCUAUCUUCUCGUGGCCUCCGACGACCGCGGCAGCUACAUCCCCUUCAAGUGGUUCCUCUUCAUCUUUCCCAAGGAGGCCAUCACGCAGGCCAUCAACGAGGUGUUCCUGUCUCUCGUCAAGAUCUCCAUCUUCCACGCGCUGUGGACCUGGCUCACGCUCACCAUCCUGGGCGUGCGCAUCGUGUACAUAUCCACCUUCCUCACACUCCUCUUCGUCAUCUUUCCCGUCAUCGGUCCGUACUGGGUGAGUCUGCCGGCGUGCCUGGAGCUGUGGCUGGUUGGCAAGCCGGUCCAUGCGGUCGUCCUCUUCUGCCUCCACAUGGCCGCCGCGUGGUACAUCGACCCCAAGAUAUACUCCGAGAUCAAGAUGGGCCACUACUACGUGACGGGCCUGGCCGUGGUGGGCGGCCUCUACUUCCUGGGCCUCGAGGGCGUCAUCAUCGGCCCUACCGUGCUGUGCGUGCUCCUCUUCCUGUACAAAAUCCUCAACAAGCGCCUCAACCCCUGA
Molecule: messenger RNA, 4803 nt
Organism: Acanthamoeba castellanii str. Neff
Lineage: Eukaryota; Discosea; Longamoebia; Acanthamoebidae
Exons: 20
Coding region: 1-4803 (1600 amino acids)
Source: RefSeq, a predicted model, not a curated record